Messenger RNA from Theobroma cacao (cacao), 1919 nucleotides. RefSeq names its product WW domain-containing protein. Gene Ontology annotation, molecular function: ribonucleoprotein complex binding; protein binding. The record is from RefSeq and is a predicted model, not a curated record. Gene Ontology annotation, biological process: alternative mRNA splicing, via spliceosome. Gene Ontology annotation, cellular component: nuclear body; cytoplasm. NCBI's taxonomy places the organism in Eukaryota, Viridiplantae, Streptophyta, Magnoliopsida, Malvales, Malvaceae.
AGGACGUACAAGUGGUGCGACGGUCCACUUGGAAAUGCCGCGGUGAAGUGAGAAGAGGCAUGCAGGCAGCGGCACAACCUCGCGCUUUUACAAUUACAAGACAUAGUAGCAAACAACUGCUGUGCAAAAGAUGGAAGACGAUUUGCAGAAUCAAAAUCCAGUACCUCAUGUCCUUCUCCACGAACAAGAGAUUGCCACCCAAAGAAUUAUCCAGGCACAGAGCCAGAGAGAUGCAGCUGCUGGACCUCCGUCUAAGGAUGGCACUGACGUUUUCUCGGAGCGGCCUGAUCCCAAUGCUCUGAAAGAGCAUCUACUGAAAAUGACUGCAGAGCACCGUGCUGAAAUGGCUUCUAAGCGUGGCAAGCCUACCCCUCCUGAACAAGGUGACAUAGAAAUUGGAAAUGGGUAUGGUGUACCAGGUGGAGGUGCUUACUAUAAUGCUUCAGGGCCUAAUAUUGCUGCACCUGAUAAAAAAGCAGGUUAUGAUUUCAUGCCUUUUAAUAUUUCAAGAAAUUUGGGACUUGUAAAUAAUGAUGUAAGGCAGAAAAAUUCUGAGCUUUGUGGAGGAUCACAAAUAAAGGCUGCAUCUAAAGACUUGCCUGAGUACCUUAAGCAAAAAUUGAGAGCAAGGGGCAUUCUCAAAGAUGGUGCAGCGAAAGAUGAUCUAUCAAGAUCUGAUAAUAACUUGAAGACCAGUUCACCUCAGCUCAUGGCAAUUGAGAAGUUGCCUCCUGGGUGGGUGGAAGCAAAAGAUCCUUCAACUGGUGCUUCAUAUUAUUAUAAUGAUGGUACCGGAAAGAGUCAGUGGGAAAGACCUGUAGAAACAUCUUUGAGUGCUCAGGUUCCAUUUGCUACACAACUUGUGGGAGAUUGGGUGGAAGCGGUAGAUGAAACAACAGGGCACAAAUAUUUUUACAAUACAAGGACCAAUAUAUCUCAAUGGGAGUGCCCUGAUUUAUCGCAGCCGGUUGCAUUAGAGCACCCAGGGAGCAGGUUUUCUGAAAAUACUGUUUAUGGCAAUUUGGCUUCUCAAUCACCAAACCUGGACAAAUGCAUCGGUUGUGGAGGUUGGGGAGUGGGCCUGGUGCAGGUUUGGGGUUACUGCAAUCACUGUACACGAGUUCUCAAUCUGCCACAGAGCCAGUAUUUGUCAACUAUUACAGAUCAGCAGCAGUCUGCAAAUACCAAAGACCGUUAUGAGAAUAAGGCUCCGAAGCAACGAUCCAAUGGGAAAUCUCUUCCGGGAAAAGGAAACAGGAAAGAUAAAAGGAAGCAUGCAUACAACGAUGAUGAUGAGUUGGAUCCCAUGGAUCCGAGCUCUUAUUCAGAUGCUCCCCGUGGUGGCUGGAUUGUUGGGCUGAAAGGAGUACAGCCACGAGCUGCUGACACCACUGCCACGGGUCCUCUGUUUCAACAGCGUCCAUAUCCUUCACCAGGAGCUGUAUUGCGGAAGAAUGCUGAAAUAGCUUCACAAACGAAGAAAUCGAGCUCGUAUUGGACACCUUUAUCCAAAAAAGGGGAUGGGAGUGAUGGCCUUGGUGAUGCUGAUUAAGAUUGUGACUUAAAUGGGACAAAUUUCAUCUUUUGCUUUGCUCAGUUCAGCCUGGUGAUCUAAGUGAGUCACAAUGUAGUCUGUUGUCUCUACUCAUGUGAGGGUGCAAAAUGUUUCAACUUUCAGCAGUCCUGUACAUGCUGUCAAUUCGUAGAAUUUUCAGCUAUUGCCUGGGAUGCAACUAUCAAGUUGAUAAUGAUUAUAUUCAGCUACUAAAAUUGAGAUGGAAGUCCAGUUGGAUUGUAUGGUAAUUAAUGCCUCUACGUCUGCUGCAAAGUGUGUAACAUGCAUAUGUAGAUCCUACUUUCAGCAAGUCAUCAGUCGAUGUCAUGCAUCCAGAGAAAAUAUUUAGGACAGGGUUUAAAAA